Molecule: messenger RNA, 981 nt
Organism: Cyprinodon variegatus (sheepshead minnow)
Lineage: Eukaryota; Metazoa; Chordata; Actinopteri; Cyprinodontiformes; Cyprinodontidae
Gene: snap29
Product: synaptosome associated protein 29kDa
Exons: 6
Coding region: 94-876 (260 amino acids)
Biological process (GO): synaptic vesicle fusion to presynaptic active zone membrane; synaptic vesicle priming; exocytosis
Cellular component (GO): SNARE complex; plasma membrane
Molecular function (GO): SNAP receptor activity; syntaxin binding
Source: RefSeq, a predicted model, not a curated record
CGAAGUGACGUAGUUACGUCACUAUACGUGACAGGAAGCUACCGGUCAGCUGAGAGACCAACUACAACGUCUGGAGAUUUCGACAGUAAAAAGAUGGCCUACCCAAAAUCCCACAACCCAUUUGCUGAUGAUGAUGACAAUGAGGAAGAUUUUAAACCCAAAAACAGAGGCUUUGAAGAUGAAGAUGACAGCGGGUUGACAGAUGCGGAGAGAAGGCAGAGGUACCUUCAGCAAGAAGUGAUGCGCACAGCAAAGUCAGCAGUGGACAGCAGUUAUCGUUCGAUCGGUCUCAUCUAUGAAUCUGAGAAGAUGGGUGUGGAGACUGCAGAGGAGUUGAUGCGACAGGGAGAGGCCCUGAAGAGGACGGACAGGAUGUUAGACAACAUGGAGGAGGAUCUGAAAACCAGUCAAAGGCAUAUCACCAGUAUCAAGAGUGUGUGGGGAGGAAUCGUCAACUACUUCAAGGGAAAACCAGAAACAAAGCCUGCACCUGAACAGCCAAAGGUCUACCAAGCUAAUGAGAGACUACAGACUGCCAUGUCCAGCAGCAAAGAACAUGAGGAUAAAUACCAAGCAAGUCACCCCAAUCUAAGAAAGUUGGAUACAGGAGGUUUUGGAGCUGCUGCUUCCAUGGAUGACAGCUCAUCCAGACAGAAUGGAUACCCGCAGAACAGAUACCUAAAGGAGGCUCACCAGACCCUCGACAACAAUUUAGAUGAGAUGUCCAGUGGUUUGGCGAGACUGAAGAACCUCGGACUGGGGCUUCAGUCGGAGAUUGAAGAACAGGAUGACUCCAUCGGUUCCCUGCUCAACAAAGUGGACAAAAUGGAUCUGAAGAUUAACGCUACCAACCAGCAAAUUAAAAACCUCAAAUAAGACUGGACUGCUCCAAUUUUAGACUUAAAUUGGCAAUGUGAAUCUACAUACAAAGUCUCACAUGUGAUCCCUCCUUCUGGCCUUUUUAUUAAAGAAUAGCCUGUU